Messenger RNA from Anolis carolinensis (green anole), 10400 nucleotides. It is a transcript of the gene mtcl2, whose product is annotated as microtubule crosslinking factor 2. Lineage: Eukaryota; Metazoa; Chordata; Lepidosauria; Squamata; Anolidae. The coding region runs from base 94 to 5217 and encodes 1707 amino acids. The transcript is spliced from 15 exons. Gene Ontology annotation, biological process: insulin receptor signaling pathway; regulation of autophagy. The record is from RefSeq and is a predicted model, not a curated record.
UUCUUCUUCUUCGUCUUGUUCGCGAGAGGAGCAUCAUUCCUCCCCUUUCCUCUCCUCGGCGGCCAUGAGCGGCUCCGGCCUGGAGUGAAAGCGAUGGCCGCCGCGGCGCCUCCAUCCGAGGCGGACCCCCCUCCUCCUCCGCCGCCUCCUCCGCCGGAGAAGAAGCGCCUGCAGCGGGCGCCCUCGCCGGCCCGGCCCAAGGAGGUGCCCGGGUGGUCGCUGGCCAAGACCCGCCGCGGCUCCCCGGCCGCCUUCUCCGGCAGGCUGGGCUCCGCGCGGCGGGCGGCGGGCUCCAAGGAAGGCCGCGGGGACAAGAAGGGCAGGGCGGUGUCGGGAGCGGCGGCGGCGGCCCCGUCGGGGGCGGCGCGGGGCGGCGGGAAGGCGAGGGCCAAAGGGAGGAGCCGGCUGGCCAUGGCCGCCGCCGAGGGGGGCUCUUCUCGCCCGCCGCCGCCGCCGCCCAGCCUGUCCGACAGCAGCUCCGAGGGCUCCGACUGCAGCGGCUGCGAGGAGGCCAAGCUGCGCUCGCUGCUGAAGCGGGGAGCAGGAGGCGGCGGCGGCGGCGGAGACAGCCCCGAGGCCCCGCCGCCCAGCGCCUCCCCGCCGCCCGAGGACUGCUCCUCCUCGCUGGCCAGCAGCCGCCUGCCCCUCAGCGCCUCGCUCGCCUUCUCCGACCUCACCGAGGAGAUGCUCGACGCCGGCGCCGCCCGGGAGAUGGAGGAGCUGCGCGCUGAGAACGACUACCUCAAGGAUGAGAUUGAAGAACUACGUGCCGAGAUGCUGGAGAUGAGAGACGUCUAUAUGGAGGAAGAUGUCUAUCAACUACAGGAACUCCGGCAGCAAUUGGAUCAGGCCAGUAAGACCUGCCGCAUCUUGCAGUACCGUCUCCGCAAGGCAGAGCGACGCAGUCUCCGUGUGGCACAGACUGGCCAGGUGGAUGGAGAGCUCAUCCACAGUCUUGAACAAGAUGUCAAGGUAGCAAAAGACGUCUCUGUACGACUCCAUAAUGAACUUGAGGCAGUGGAGAAAAAGCGGAUUAAGCUUGAGGAGGAGAAUGAAGACUUGCGCCAACGACUCAUUGAGAGUGAGUUAGCUAAGCAGGUUCUUCAGAAUGAAAUGGACAAGUUGAGGGAGAAUUCUUUGAAGAAAAGAGGAUCACGUUCCCUUGGGAAGGCAGACAAAAAGCCAUCCACCCAGGAGGACAAUGCAGAUCUCAAGUGUCAAUUGCAUUUUGCAAAGGAGGAGUCUGCUCUGAUGUGCAAGAAGCUGACAAAGUUAGCCAAAGAGAAUGACAGUAUGAAGGAAGAGCUGACAAAAUAUCAUUCCUUGUAUGGGGACCUGGAAAGCUCUCUCUCCAUAGAAGAAUUGGCUGAUUCCCCACAUUCCCGAGAAGCAGAGCUGAAGGUUCACCUGAAGCUUGUAGAAGAAGAAGCAAACAUUUUGAGUCGAAGGAUAGUGGAGCUUGAGGUUGAAAACCGAGGGCUAAGAGCCGAGAUGGAUGACAUGAAAGGGCAAGGAGACAAAGAACUUUUAGGCCAAGAUGUCCAGUUUGCCUUUUCUAUGGCAAAUUGUGGGGAAUCUGGGGACAGUGUGGGUGAACUCAGGCGGCAUUUGCAAUUUGUAGAGGAGGAGGCAGAUCUGCUGAGGCGCUCACUGAUGGAGUUAGAGGACCAGAAUAAGCUCCUCAUGAAUGAGCUCAAUAAGUACAAGUCAGACCAUGACUUGGAUAUUACUCUAUCUGAGGACAGCUGCUCAGUGAUCAGUGAGACCUCACAGGAAGAACUGGCUACUGCCAAGGUCCAAAUCAAUGAGCUAAGUGGAAAGGUGAAAAAGUUGCAAUAUGAAAACCGCGUCCUGCUCUCUAACCUGCAGCGCUGUGACCUUGCCUCUUGCCAGACCACACGUCCCAUGUUGGAGACAGAUGCUGAGGCAGGUGAUUCUGCCCAGUGCAUCCCAACUUCACUUUGGAGAGAGAUGCCCAUUGGAGGAGAGAAUGAUGCUAAGGAGAGAGUGCCUGGCAAUGGGUUUAGCAAAUCCCAUGAAAGCAGCCCCAUCCGAUUUUGCCGGUCUAAGGACUUUGAGACCCUCCUUGACAUCAGGGACCAAGCUGCCCUUGUCAGCAAAGCCAUUGAUGUCCUCAUAUCAGAUGCCAAUGGCUUUACCUCUAGCCUCAAACUGUGCAUGGACAAUGAUUGUGCAGAGCUAGUGCUGAACGAGGCCAUGGAUAAUGAAAGCACCACUGAUUCUAAGUUGAUCAAUGCCAUUUUGAUGAGGCUUGGAGUUCUUCAGCAGGAGCUAAACACUUUUAUGAGGAAGGUGGACUAUAUUGGAGAUUGCAUGAAGGACCAGAAAGAAUCUCAACCAAGCCACAGUUCCCAGGAUUCUACAAAAGAAACUCUAUGGAAAGGGCAUGGCUCUGAAAUCCAGCAGUCUGACUUUAGGGAGACCCCGGAUUGGGAUGUUGGGGAGAGCAGGCCCGCCGAUCUGUACCGCAGUAGCAACAGCAGCAACACCACCAUCAUCGAUGUAGAUCCCAACGUGGAACUUGACCGGAGUUACAAGUCAUAUCAAACAGAUGACAAGGACUCUUAUGUCACUGAGAUCAAGGAGUUGCAACUGGUCCUUUCAGAGGCCAAUGAGAGCUUGAGGGGGCAACAGGAACAGCUCUCCCAGGAGAGGCAACUGAGGAAAGAGGAAGCAGAGAACUUCACCCAGAAAAUUUGCCAGCUGAAAGAAGAUCACCAGAAAGCUCUCCUGAGGCGAGAAUUUGAGCUGCAGAGCCUAAACCUUCAGAGGAGGCUGGAGCAAAAGUUUUGGAGCCAGGAGAAAAAUCUUCUGGUAAAAGAAUCCCAGCAAUUUAAGCAGAAUUUCUUGCUUCUUUUCAUGAAACUGAAAUGGUUUCUGAAGCAUUGGAGGCAGGGGAAGAUUCUACAGAAUGAAGGCAAUGACUUCUUGGAGGUGAAUAGCAUGAAAGAACUCUACCUGCUGAUUGAAGAGGAGGAGUUGAACCCCCAACAGCAAGCAGAUAACAAGACAUGUUCCAGAGAUACCUGGUCUCAGAACACGCCCAAUGAGUAUAUUAAGACUCUGUCAGAUAUGAAGGUGAUCUUGAAAGAGCUGUGCACAGAGCUGCGGGAAGAAAGGAGGGGAAUGAAUGAGUUGCAACAGCAGUUUGCCAAGGCCAAAGCUACCUGGGAGAUGGAGAGAACUGAACUUAAGUGUCUCAUUACACAGCUGGAAUCCAAGACUGGGAAAAGCCUGACAGAGCGUGCACCCUCUGACUGGAAAUCAGUUCUGAAGAGGGAGCGAGAGGAGCAUCAGCACCUUCUGGCUGAGUCAUACAGUGCUGUCAUGGACUUGACUAAGCAGUUGCAGAUCAGUGAGAAGAACUGGGACCAGGAAAAGCUGGAGCUCUUGGGCCAUUUCAAAGAUGAACAGCAGCAAACGGAGCAACAAGUGCGGGAACUGCAGAACAAAAUCAACCAGCUGCAGAAAGGAACUGACCGAUGGGCUCUGAAAAACUCUGAAAUGGAGAAGCACAGCAGUAACUGGAAAGAGACUCUCAAUGAGAAAAUCACUGACAAAGAAACUGUUUCCGAAGUUGACAUUAAAGCAAGUAACUUAAAAAGGACAAAGUCAGUUUCCUCAAUGUCUGAAUUUGAAAGCUUGCUUGAGUGUUCUCCUUACCUUCCUGGCAAAACCAGUCCUGACAAUGCUCGCAGCAAAAAGGGCCCUACAGCUACCCAGGCAUUGCCUGACACAUUAAAGGACUCUACAGGACUCAUGCCUCAAAACUGUGCCUAUGUGAAUAGUGAGCGACCUUCCUCUGAGACAUUGAACACAAAGAAGAUAGAUGUCUCAGCAUGUGACUGUACUCGGACAAGCAGCUUCUCUUUGCAGGACCAGACCCAGAAGCAUAUACAGAGGAGCCAUACAGCCCCAGAUAAGACUGGAAUCCGAAUAUACUAUAGUCCCCCAGUGGUACGCAGACUGGAGCCACCCUUGGUCCACAAUAGAGAGGGGAAGAUCAUGGUUGAGCCUGGUUUCCUAUUCACAAUGGCCAAGCCUAAGGAAGAGUCAAAUAGCUCAGAGAGCAUAUACAGCCAGUGGCUUUGCAAUUUUUCUAAGCAGCGUCGAGAGCUGCUGGACAAUGAUACUGUGAGUGAGAAAGUGGUGCCCCCUGUCCCCAGAUUUCCACCAUCCUUGCAUGACCUUGAAAUCUCUGGCAACAUGAGUGAUGACAUGAAGGAGAUCACCAACUGUGUCCGGCAAGCUAUCCGUUCCAGCUCUCUGGAGAGGAAGAUUAAGAGCACUUCUAGCCAGACAGUGGGAUUAACUAGUGUUGGUACACAGACUAUCCAGAUGGUUAGCAUUGGUUUGCAGACGGACAUGCCCAGAGGCAGCAUCCACAGCAGCAAGAGCUGGUCCCCAAGAAGCUCUUCUCUUAUGUCUGUGCGUAGCAAGCAGAUCUCGACAUCUUUAGACAAAGUCCACUCUAGGAUUGAACGGCCUUGCUGUUCCCCUAAAUAUGGUUCCCCCAAACUCUCAAGAAGAUCAUCUUCUAAGCUGGAUAAUUCCAAGGACCGAAGUCUUUGGAACCUCCAUCAAAGUAAGCAAAAUGGGUCUGCCUGGGCUCGGUCUACCACAACUAGAGACAGCCCAGUUCUCAGCAACAUCAAUGAUGGCCUGUCCAGCUUAUUCAAUGUAGUAGAACAUUCUGGGAGCACUGAAUCCAUUUGGAAGCCAGGAUGUCAGGAAAGCAAAGCAAAGCCAGAGGCACCUAAAUAUGGAAUUGUCCAAGAGUUUUUCCGGAAUGUGUGUGGCAGAACUCAAAGCCCCACAUUGAUUCCCGAGAAGAAAGACCUGGUUAUUGUAGAAAACAGCAGCAAGAAACCAGAUCAUUCCUCCACAGCUGUGCUCCAGCAGUUUGAAAGCACCUCUAAGCUCCUUGACAAAAAACCCUUGAAGCAGAGCUGCAGUGAGGAACCAAAGCUGUCCAUUCCAAUUCAAGGUGGCAAGGACAGAGCCUUAAAAGAGCCAGACGUCAUCUCUCCUACUAUUGCCAAUGAGGACAUUGCCUGUGACUGCAGCUCCCAGUCACUGACCUCCUGCUUUGCUCGGCCAUCGCGAUCUGCCGUCCGCCACUCCCCUUCCAAAUGCAAGUUACACCCACCUGAUGCCAGUCGGAUGGAAGAGAAAGCAGGGUCCUCGAGUGAGUGAGAAGUUGCAUUUAACCGCUGUCCUGGUGGAAGAGCAACUCUGCCCUGGAGCUUCCAGUCCCUCCAGCACCUGAAGGACUGGCUACGUCUGAGCCCAUCCCAGCUGGGAGGCUCUGCUCUUAGAUACUCAGAGCAGUACCAUGCAGCAGCUCUGGUCUUAUCUUAGCUCAGCAAGGAUAGCUGCAACACAGAAGCUGUGCUGUGUAGCCAGGGGACAGAAUGGGAGUCUUGUUGUGGAGGUGUGGUUUCUUUUCACUGGAAACCUUUCUGUCCCUUUGCCCACCUUCCAUGGGAACAUGAUCUCCAAGAGCUGCCAGAGUCUAGUGAAGUGGUCUGUGCUGUUUUCAUGGCAUUGGGUGUGUGCGCGCGCAUAUGUGUGAGUGAAUGAGUGUUUUACAGUAUGAGGAGAUUCAUCUCUCUCUCCUUUUUAACAAGCAUUGUAGAGGCAUCAGGGAGUGCAAUGAUGUUGCUUGGCCCUGCCUUCCUGCCUUGGUCCGAGGGAAAGAGCUGCACCAGGGAGCAUUAGAAACCCCAGAAGAAUAGCUUUACUCAAUGAUCUCCCACUCCCCAGUGAGGCACUCACACUAUUGUACAUAGGGAGGGAGGGGGAAAAGAUUGGGGUGGGAGGGUGUUAUCAAAUCUAAGGAAGCAUCACCAUGAUAUGGGCUCCAUAGACUGUCCUGUACAAGUCAUCUGGAAAUAGACUGAUUUUCUUCUGUAACCAUGUUUGCAUGGACAGCAUUCCUCUGAUGUGUCCUCUCUGCUCUGAGCUUACAUACUGCCUCACUGAAUCGGCCUGUGGGGGUGAUAUCAGCUAUAGUGUCAGCUCUUGAUAAAACAAGGUCAUUAUAUUGUGCUAGAAUUUCUAUCAGUCUGCUGCAGGAGGCAACAGCCGUGCUUGCAUGACCUGUGUUAUCUUCUCAACAACUUGCAAUAGUGUGUUGUCAAACUUGCAUUAAACUUCCCAUUGUUACCAAAAGGCAUAAAUAGGGCACUUUUUAGGGCACUAAUGUCAUCUCCAUAGUUUGGAAUACUUGCUGUUUUGUUGUAAAAGCCAGGGUGCUGUUGAAGUUAGUGAGGUCAUGGAGCAGAAAUGCAAAUUGCUUCAUGUUGCUGAACCUAGUCUCAUUUCCACUUCUCCCUGGCUCUUAUACAACAUAGCUAUGCUUAAGGAGAGUCACAUAUGUUUGUUUGUUUUUUUAAAAAAAACCUGAGAACCUCAGAAACAUAGUGACCAACAUGUAUCUGAAUAAAAAAGGAUUAUUUUCAGGGGGAAAUGGCAGCAUCAACAAGCACAGGUCCAGAGCUUUGCAAAGCCUCUUUUUAAAAUUCCUAGCCACCAUAGUUAGUAUCUCUGGAGUAAAAAUAUCAGGAGGAUAGUGAAUAGUUAGAAGAGGUGUUAUCUUACUAGAACUGAACAUUCCAUGUUCCUGGGUGAUUGGUGUACCAGCUCCACAUUUCAGGACAGUGUUUCUCUUAUGUCAUGCUUGCCUGUUGCAGCUUGUGCUCUGUUAGUUCUAACCAGCAUAGCCAAUAGGAAUGAUGUGAGCUAUAGGAAAACACUGUCUACCCUUAGUUUAGGGAAUGAUUGUCUGGGAACAGUGGGAAGUCAUUUGCUCACAUCAGCAACAUACACUGCCUGUUGUGUAUAUUUUCACCAUUGGGUAAAACACAAGCCAGACUAAAGACUAGCUGUUGUCUUCUCCACAAUAUUUCUCCAGGUAUUUAAAGCUGACCAUUAUCUUCUCCUCUCAGUCUUCUUCAAGCUCAACGUACUAAGCUCCCUAAGGCAUUCUUCAGAGGAUUUAAUUUUGAGACUUUUUAUCAUGUUUUUUGCCCUCUUUUGUACAUGUUCCAGCUUGUGAAUAUCUUUCUUAACUUCAAAUGUCCAAAACUGGACAAAAAACUGUCAUUUUUUUCCUUGAAAACUUUGUGACAUUCUUACAGUUGAAAAGACCAUAGAAUUAAAAGAGAAACCUAAAUUCUUCAGCAAGUUAAAAUGAACUUUACAACAUGAAUUUUGAAUAGUGCUAAAUAUAUUUGCUUAUUUUGCAAAUAUAUUAUGUUAUUUUAUUAUGUUAUUUCUGGUCAUGGCAGGGGUACAGAAUGGCAAGACACUUGAAUUAUUAUUGUUUGUUGUUCUUGUCGUCUUGCCAUUUCUCACAAGCAAGAUUAUUUAGGAAGACCUGCAGCUUUGUAUGUACUGUACUUCUUCAAAAAUAAUCUACCCCCGUGCUUAAUUAUGUAAGAAAACAUGCAUAGAGUUGCAGCUGAAGGGAGAUAGAAAAAGACAUGGAGAAAUUUUAGUUCAUGCCUGUAGCAUUUCUAGCCUAGAAUUCUCUGACCUGAAUUAAAAAUAAGACAAGCAAAUUGGGUCGAGAUAUUCUCACUCUGCUUACUUUAGCUUGGUUGUUAUUAGGUACAGUAGAGUCUCACUUAUCCAACAUAAACGGGCCAGCAGAAUGUUGGAUAAGCGAAUAUCUUGGAUAAUAAGGAAGGAUUAAGGAAAAGCCUAUUAAACAUCAAAUUAGGUUAUGAUUUUACAAAUUAAGCACCAAAACAUCAUUUGUUAUACAACAAAUUUGACAGAAAAAGUAGUUCAAUACUCAGUGAUGUUAUGUUGUAAUUACUGUAUUUACGAAUUUAGCACCAAAAUAUCAUGAUGUAUUGAAAACAUUGACUACAAAAAUGCGUUGGAUAAUCCAGACCGUUGGAUAAGUGAGACUCUACUGUAUAUUUAUAUCUUGCCUUUCUUCCAGUGAAUUGAAAGCAGCAUAUAUGGUUGCCCUCCCCACUCCCAUUUUCACCACAGCUCUGUGAGGUGGGUCAAAGUGGUCUGGGGUUACAAAAUGAGUCUCAAAUGACUUUCAGAUAUUUUUAAAGGGAGAUUUCUGGGAAACACCCCCCCCCCCAGCCUAGCUUUUGUUAGACAUUUGAAACAGUUCUACAAAACAAAAGCUUCACAACAGAUUAUCAAGCCUGCUCCUCUUCCUUGGAAUCUUCAGAAUGUAUUAGCCAUAAGGUUAAGAUGAAGCCUUGAGAUUGCUAAUUGAAAACAUCUCUCUCUCUCUCUUUAUGCAGUCAGAGGCUAUGUUGAGACCAAGAAGUAGGCUAAUCAAUCUAAAUUUAGAUCCUUGAUCUCUGUCAGAGGAGUUUCCUGAAAUACUGAAACUCUAAAUUUGAAGGUAGGGAGGCAGGUAUCAGAGAUAAAAAUACUGCCUAGAUUAUGGGAUUGCAGGUAUAGUGCUGCUGUCCUUUUAUGACAGUCUAUGGCUAUAUGCUCAAUUAAUUUGAACAAAGUAGGAGCUGCAAAAUCUUAUGAACAAAACGUGCCCAUUGCCUUCUGAUUAACAUCAGUAAAUUCAAUUCUGCUGGAUAUGGGUAGUUAUGCCAAAUAAACGUGUUUUGUUUAAUGGAGGAGAGCAAGAGAUGACAGCAUCAUAUUUCUAGGAAUCUGUUAAGAGUCAGUUCCUUUGUUACUUUCAUUGCAUUCAAUUGCAGAAGCCCACAGGCCUUACACAUCUGUAAUUCAAUUGCAGAGAAUAGGAACCCUGGGCAUUAUUCCUCCUGCAGGCAAGCAUAUUUAAAGAGAAAUAACUGCCUAUUCUUGAAGGGCUGGAAAUCAAAAUCAGAAUAAUGUACAACCAAUGGGAAACAGUAGGGAGCUGCAAUAAGCACAUUGGCAAACUACAGUCUAAGAUUGCUAUGGGGUUAUUGGGAUUCAGCAUUCAGGGUAAUAGACUCACAAGAUACUCAGUGUGGCCUGUUUAGCUUUAAUCCCAGUGAAUUUCUACAUCUUGUCCUCAAGUAACUGAGCUGUUUUGUUUUGGCAGGCCAGCAAAUCUGUGCAAAUUUCACACCUGUGGCCUUGUACUUAAUCAAUACCCACUGUAUGAGUGUUUCAGUUGCCACUAGCAAACAAGUGGUUUGUAGCAACUAGGCUGUACUGCCUCCACCAAGCGCCUUACUUUGCCAGGGAAACAGAGAUACUCUUCCUGUUGUCUGCCAUGUACAGAGCCAGGUAGAGGCUGGGCUUGCUCUCAUGGAAGAACAGAAUGCAAAACAGAUCCUGGCAGCUUUUAUUGCUCCCCAGCUCAGGGCUGGACAGCUUUUCUGGGUCAGCCCCUUUCUAUUUCUUGCAUGAGCUUGUAAAAACAGGGUGGGCAGGGAUUGGGGAUAAACAUGCUUGCUAACUCUUGAUGUAAAUACUUCCUUUUGGGAUGGUUUUUAGCAUUUUCAUUGGGAACUUUUUUUAAAGAGUCUUCUAUGUUUUGGAUUGUGUGUGAGUUUUGUUUUUCAUUGUUUACAAAUGCCUUUUAAUUAUUUGUAUAUUCUUACAGUUUGUCUUACUCUGUAAAUAACUUAUGUUGGAUAUUUCUGAGAAUGGAGUUUAUGGGACAUUUUGUUAUUAACACAUAGCAAUGCUGUGCCUCUGACAAGGUAUCCUGCACCAUCCUCUUUGCCAGCAAUGCUCCAAUCACUGAUGGGUCUCAGUCUGCGCAGCAAGUGGGCUUUGUGACGUGAGAUGUGGACUGUGUGCAUUCUACAGCUUUUUCAUAGAAUGCUUUGGAAGAUCAUGCUCUGAACAAAAACUAGGAUGUGAUGAGCAUUUUCCCCACAAGGCUGGUGAUUUGAAACAAAAUUAAAAAUAGUUCUACCAAAUUUCAACAUGAGCUAAUUCAGCUGCUAAGCUUUCCACCUACACAAAAGGCCCUAAGUCAGUCAUGACCUAUUUUCUAUUUCCCUAGUCUAUAAGGAAGGCCUCCUGUCUCUGAAGGUGCUAAUCUUUCUCCAUUCCUGUGCAUCCCAUACAGCUCUCAGACUGCAACUUUUAUCACACAAGAGAGUACUGUAAAAUCCAACAUCCCAUACAUACAACUUCUGUACAUGGUUUGUUCAGUUCCUGCCAAAGUCAACCUGUCCAAUAUCCAUUCCUUAUUUAUCAUGAUUCUGGCAGGCAUAUAUCUGGGGGCAGGGGCUGGUGAUAAGGAGUCCCAAGUACUCAUUUCAAACUAAGGUAUGUGUAACAAAGCCACAGUGAGUUUAUUCUUACAAAAAGGAACCUCUACAAGGUGGAAUUUUGAGCAUGGAAGGACAUGAGAGAUACUUAGUCCUUUUUGUAUCAGAUGACAUCCCCUGAUGUAAGGUGGGGUAUAAAUAUUUUAAUAAAUACUUUCUAGCUCA